AUGCUGGACUUUAACGUGGCUUUGUUAGCCUGCAUUGCGAUAUUUUACACCUUUCGUCGACUGAGGAAGAUUUACAGGUUGAGGAAAUUACGCCAGUCUUUAUCUUGUCGUAAUCCGCCUCGCUUCCGAAGAAGAGGGCCCCUGGGCAUCAAUAAUGCCCUUGAGCGGCUACGAUUUCGAGGCGACAUAUUAGACGGAUUAUUGGUCAAAGGAUUCGAGAAGUAUGGAUUUACCCACGAGAUUAAGGAGCCAGGCCUACAUGCUAUCAUGACAGCACAGCCUGAAAAUAUCCGAACCAUUAUGUCUACCGGCUUCGAGAGCUUCGGACCGGGUAAAAUUCGAAAGCGCAGUAUGGCUCCUCUGCUCGGCCAGGGCCUGUUUACAGUUGAUGGAGAGAAAUGGAGACAUGCACGAAAUCUGCUUCGCCCGCUCUUUGUGAAGAGUAAAAUCACAGACCUGACACUGGUCCACAAGCAUUUGGAAAGGAUCUUGGAUUUUACAAUUCCUAACGACGAUGCCACUUGGUCUGGCUGGACGGGACCCAUUGAUUUGAAAGGUCUUUUCGAACGCUUUACAAUGGAUACGGCCACUGAAGCAAUCUUUGGACGCAGUGUGAACUCCCAACUGUGGGCCACGGCCUCAAUUUCCCAGGGUAAAGUAGACGGUUCUGCUGCCAGCAUGACCCAAGGUUUUGCCAGAGCAUUUGAUAUUAGCCUACUGGGGAUAGUGAUCCGCAUGGUUACCGGGCGCCUCUCCUUCCUUUUCAAACGACGCAAGUUCAGCAGCGCAUUCAACUUCGUCCAGCGAUAUGUGUCGCUUCAAGUCCACCAUCUGCUGAAAGAUGACCUGUCGCAACCUAGUGGGAUACAUAAGUCCUUUCUCGCUGCUCUAAUGGAGGCCGAAACCUUGAAUGAAAAGCAAUUGCACGAAUACUCGACCAACCUCCUCAUUGCUAGCCGUAACACAACGGCCGCCCUCCUCAGCUUCACGUUUGCCCUACUCUCCUUGCACCCCGACAUACUGGAGAAGCUCCGGUCGGAAAUCUUGUCAACAUUCCCGAUCGAUCAAGACUCGGACAGAACUAAAAAUAGGCCCGGUUCGUCCACGAUAACGGCAGAGAAGCUCCUCCAAUGUCGAUACUUACAAUGGGUUCUACGCGAGGCUCUCCGACUUUUUCCUCCCAUUCCAAUAAUGGCAGUGGAGGCGAAGAAACACACUGUGCUGCCCAUGGGCGGUGGUGAAGAUGGCGAUGCUCCCAUCCUGAUUCCUAAAGACCAACUCGUAAUGUUCUUCCCGUAUUUCGUGCACCGUCGCCGCGACAUAUGGGGUGAUGACGCCGAAUCAUUUCGGCCCGAGCGAUGGGCCAAUUCUCCUCCUUCCUGGGCGUACAUUCCGUUUGCUGGUGGUCCGCGGACAUGCCUUGGCAAGCAAUAUGCCUUGAUCCAUGCUUCCUAUGUUGUCACACGCUUGUUACAGACCUUCAGUCGUAUAAAGCCGGCCCACCCAACAAAUGACUGGCUGUCUGCUGAGACGGAGUCUGAGCGUUCCAGACUGAAGGUGCGCUCUAUAAGGAAAUCUGGGUUUAUUUCUCUUUUUCUACGAAAGUUUCAAGUUCACUUCUGGAAGGACAAAUCCCCCUGA
Molecule: messenger RNA, 1641 nt
Organism: Aspergillus luchuensis
Lineage: Eukaryota; Fungi; Ascomycota; Eurotiomycetes; Eurotiales; Aspergillaceae
Product: cytochrome P450
Exons: 2
Coding region: 1-1641 (546 amino acids)
Molecular function (GO): monooxygenase activity; oxidoreductase activity, acting on paired donors, with incorporation or reduction of molecular oxygen; heme binding
Source: RefSeq, a predicted model, not a curated record